CCGCGCCGUAUGUCAACCAAGCAGGAAAUCCUUCUCCAGCGGAUUAAUUGCGGAAUACAAUUUUAGAAUAACGAAGCACCGGCAUGGAAUCAGAGAAACAAGUUCAAUCAACAGGAGAGGAUGUGCCUGACCCGGAGGAGGAGGAGAAGAGGCUGGCGGCAGCAGCCCGGGAAGCCAACCGGCUAUCUGAGCUACGGCUGGUGCUGUUGGGCUGGAGGUGGCCUGGGAAGAGCCUCACAGGCAACACCAUCCUGGGCCGCGAGGAGUUCCGCCUAGAACGGGCAGCCGAGUUCUGUGUCAAGCGUCAGACUGAGGUGGAGGGGCGCCAGGUGACAGUGAUAGACACGCCGGGCUGGUUCUCAGCCCAGACAACGCCUCCCCUCUACCAGCAGGAGAUGGUACGGGGCGCCUCUAUGUGUGGUCCCCCUGGCCCCCACGCCUUCCUGCUUGUCAUCCCCGUGGGCAUGUUUACCGAGGUGGACCGGAGCCGCAUCGAGGAGCACCUGGCCCUGUUUGGGGAGCACGUGUGGAGGCAUACUAUUCUAGUGUUCACUUGGGCUGAGGUACUGAGGAACAUGUCCAUUGAGAGACACAUCAAGAGGGAGGGGAAGGAUCUGCAGUGGGUGUUGGAAAAGUGCAAGAGGAGGUACUUUGUCAUCAAUAACUGCAUAUUUGGGGAGCACCCCCAACUGAGGCGGCUCAUGGAGAAGAUAGAGAAGGUGGUGGCGGAGGAGGGCAUCUAUAGCCCAGAGGAGGUGGAGGAGAAGAAACAUCUGGACCAAAACCAGAACCAAAACCAGAACCGGGAGCUUGGGGCAAGGCCCAAAGUGAACUCUGCUGUAGGAUUGGCCAAACUGGACGUGGACCCGCCCCACAAUUCAGUGGAUGGACUGACUGACUGAAGGAGAGAUGGUGAGCCACCACAGUACCGAUUUAAGAGCUGCUGGAUCUACAUCCAUACAUCACCCGGCACCUCAAGGCCUGUAUUCACACAUUGUCUCAGUGUUGAUCUAGAAUCAGUUUGCCUUUGAGAUCAUAAUGAAUGAGACCUGUGAGGGGCGACCUAAUCCUAGCACUCGUACUCUGAGACAAUUUAUGAAUACAGACCCAGAUUAUUUUAGAGUUUUAAGAUAAUAAAAAUAUUUAUAUCAGUGUGAGCGAUAUUAUCUGUAACUGGAUGUAGGCUAACAUUAUGCUGUUUGAGACUGUUACCUCCCACCAAUGACAGCUCUGAUGAAAUGUAUCUAUUUGGGGAUUAGAUUUUUACUGAUUUGGUUUGCACAUUAAAUUUUAAAAGAAAUAUGACCAAGAACAAGAAAAAAAUCACAGACAUUCAUACAGGACGAUGAAAGAAACCCUAAAUGACCAAUCUGUACUAGUAUUUUUUUAAUUUUACCUUUAUUUAACUAGACAUGUCAGUUAAGAACAAAUUCUUAUUUUCAAUGACAGCCUAGGAACAGUGGGUUAA
Messenger RNA from Salvelinus namaycush (lake trout), 1468 nucleotides. It is a transcript of the gene gimapl, whose product is annotated as GTPase IMAP family member 6. Gene Ontology annotation, molecular function: GTP binding. The transcript is spliced from 3 exons. Lineage: Eukaryota; Metazoa; Chordata; Actinopteri; Salmoniformes; Salmonidae. The record is from RefSeq and is a predicted model, not a curated record. Bases 84 to 902 code for a protein of 272 amino acids.